This is a messenger RNA of Rhea pennata, 2504 nucleotides long. RefSeq names its product beta-1,3-galactosyltransferase 1 (gene B3GALT1). Lineage: Eukaryota; Metazoa; Chordata; Aves; Rheiformes; Rheidae. The coding region runs from base 782 to 1762 and encodes 326 amino acids. Gene Ontology annotation, molecular function: N-acetyl-beta-D-glucosaminide beta-(1,3)-galactosyltransferase activity. The record is from RefSeq and is a predicted model, not a curated record. The transcript is spliced from 6 exons. Gene Ontology annotation, cellular component: Golgi membrane.
GGCCAGGUGGCUGGCCACACUUCAAACUAAAGUUUGAACUUUCAAAAAAAGACUUCAACACAAAUGUCCAGCUGAAUUUUUUAUAAAUAUAUGGCAGUCUAUUUGCUUCUAGAAGGGAGCUAGGGAGGGGGGAAGGAUUCCAAGACUCAAGAGCAGCUGAAGGAAGAGCCGGAGAACUACACCUGGAACAACGCGCAGCUGCCCCGGCUUCCUGCAGUCCGGCCCCCCGAUCAGAGCACCGGGCGCUGUGGGCGACUACCCAAGUGCUAUUUAUGGUGCCUCUGCCUCUCAGCUAACCAGAAAGGAUUGUGCAUUCCAAAUAAUACCACGAAGGAUCAUCACUUUAAUCUGUUCUUGAUUACAACCAGGGGAUUUUCAUAGACUCCACUUGAAGCUGCUUUUUAAAUCGGUGGCUGACAAAUGACUGAGUUCUCCAUUCACUAUAUCUACUUUAGUACCUUGCAGUUUUGUUCCUGUCCCUGUUGGUCCCAUCAUUCCUCAGAUUAAAAGAUGACAUUUAUGGAUUCUACUUGGAUUCCGAUCUUUACAUGGAAGUAACAGAGAAGUCCAAGAAAUGGAAGCUGCUGCUAGUAAACGAAGAAAAGCAGAGUAUCAUCAGGGUUGAUAGCAUCUAUUUGAGAUCCAUGAAUGAUUAUAGAGCUACUUUUCUAUAUCGAACUUUCAAGUCUCAUUAAUAAUAUGCUGCCUCUCUGGGACAUAGGUACAUUCUUGGUAAGAAGGCUAUUUAUUCAUUACACUGAAUAGACGAGCUACAGGAACAAUGGCUUCAAAAGUUUCAUGCUUAUACGUUUUGACAGUAGUUUGUUGGGCAAGCGCUCUUUGGUACUUGAGUAUAACUCGUCCUACUUCUUCCUACACUGGCCACAGACAGUUCAAUAGCAUAUCAGUAGCCAGAAAAAACGUCUCCUUUGGCAAUAUAAGAACUCGACCUAUUAAUCCACAUUCAUUUGACUUUCUUAUCAAUGAACCUAAUAAAUGUGAGAAGAGUAUCCCUUUCUUGAUUAUUCUUAUCAGCACAACUCACAAAGAAUUUGAUGCAAGGCAAGCAAUUCGAGAAACAUGGGGAGAUGAGAACAACUUCAAAGGAAUUAAAAUUGCCACACUAUUUCUUCUCGGAAAAAAUGCAGAUCCUGUGCUAAAUCAAAUGGUAGAGCAAGAAAGCCAAAUUUUUCAUGACAUUAUUGUGGAGGAUUUUAUUGACUCUUACCAUAACCUCACUCUGAAAACCUUAAUGGGGAUGAGGUGGGUAGCAACAUUUUGUUCAAAAGCAAAAUAUGUUAUGAAAACAGACAGUGAUAUUUUUGUAAACAUGGAUAAUCUUAUUUACAAGCUGCUCAAACCCAACACCAAGCCAAGGAGAAGAUAUUUUACCGGUUACGUUAUAAAUGGAGGACCAAUAAGAGAUGUUCGCAGCAAAUGGUACAUGCCUAGAGAUUUGUAUCCUGAUAGCAAUUACCCACCAUUCUGUUCAGGCACUGGCUACAUUUUUUCAGCCGACGUAGCAGAACUAAUUUACAAAACCUCCCUUCAUACUAGACUUCUUCAUCUUGAAGACGUAUAUGUAGGACUCUGUCUUCGGAAGCUUGGCAUUCACCCCUUCCAAAACAGUGGCUUCAAUCACUGGAAAAUGGCCUACAGCUUGUGUAGGUACCGCAGAGUGAUUACUGUGCACCAGAUAACGCCAGAAGAAAUGCACAGAAUUUGGAACGACAUGUCAAGCAAGAAACAUCUCAGAUGUUAAGAUUUUUACAAAUGUAAAUACUUUUUUUGAUUUUGCUUUAGUUUGAUUAUUUUUUGACAGAAAGCGAUGCACAGGUUACAGGUUAAACUGUGAGACACUACCUGGGAGAGAGCUUUUAAUGACCAAUUUCUCAUUCUUUUUUUUGACUACUAGUUUACAGAUUUCAGGCUGUUAUCAUAAGAACAUUACACCAGUCAAAAGGGUCUAGAGUCAAAGCCCAGAUUUUUUUAUAUUAUCCCUUAUCACACACAUCAGCUCCUGCAUCUGUAUGUAAAAGGACAGUAAUAAACUAUCCUGAACUGCUUAACAGUUCACGUCCUAGCCUUCGAGAUAAGACUUAGGCCCUACGAAAUGAAGGAUUAAAAAUAUACUUCUUUUCGACAUCCUACAACGGUCCUCGUUUAGAGCUUUAUUAAUAACUUACGUGAAAUAAAUUUGCACUGAUUUCAUACACCUAUCCAGGCAUGUGUAUUUUAGAACAUAAUGUGUACAAUCUCAAAACAGCUUACUGAUGGUUGAAUAGCAGAAUUUAGACAGGUAAGAACAUCAAAGUACCACAGGCCUCAGAAACAAGCCCCCACUGAAGUACAUUUAUAUCCCCAGAAUGGCAUUCUUGUGAAUUACUUUGGAAAAUAUCCUAUUUAUUUCACUGUCAGUCUAAAGCAGCUCCUAAAAUGGCCCAUAUAUUUUUAAAAUGAAAUAUAAUCUGUGGGUAAAACACAAGACACAGCAGAUGCAUGAA